Molecule: messenger RNA, 3113 nt
Organism: Falco peregrinus (peregrine falcon)
Lineage: Eukaryota; Metazoa; Chordata; Aves; Falconiformes; Falconidae
Gene: COG5
Product: component of oligomeric golgi complex 5
Exons: 22
Coding region: 67-2529 (820 amino acids)
Biological process (GO): intra-Golgi vesicle-mediated transport
Cellular component (GO): COG complex
Source: RefSeq, a predicted model, not a curated record
GCCUUCGCCAUCAUCGCCGCGCGCCGCCGCCCGGGAGUGACGCGCGGGCUCCCGGCACCUGCCAGCAUGGAGGAGGCGGGGGCGGGCGGCGGCGCGGCCCCGGCCCCGGCGCUCGCCGAGCUGCUGGCGGACGAAUGUUACGCUGACUUCUUCAGAGAAGACUUUGAUGUGAAAGCCUACACUUCCCAGUCUAUCCAUCAGGCUGUGAUAGCUGAGCAACUGGCAAAACUUGCCCAAGGUAUUAGUCAGUUGGAUAAAGAGCUUCAUUUACAAGUUGUUGCAAGGCAUGAAGACCUGUUGGCCCAAGCAACUGGAAUUGAAUCCCUGGAAGGUGUCCUCCAAAUGAUGCAGACGAGAAUUGGUGCUUUACAGAGUACUGUUGAUAGAAUUAGAGUUAAAAUCGUUGACCCCUACAACAAAAUAGUGUCUCGCACAGCUCAGCUAGCAAAACUUCAAGCUGCCUGUGACUUGCUGCGGAGGAUAAUACGCAUCUUGUAUCUCAGUAAGAGACUUCAAGGACAACUGCAAGGAGGAAGCAGAGAGAUAACAAAAGCUGCCCAGAGUCUCAAUGAACUUGAUUACCUUUCUCAAGGGAUAGAUCUCUCUGGAAUAGAAGUAAUUGAAAAUGAUCUGCUUUUUAUUGCAAGAGCUCGCCUUGAGGUGGAAAAUCAGGCUAAAAGGUUGCUUGAGCAAGGCGUGGAGACUCAGAAUCCUACUCAGGUGGGAACUGCUCUUCAGGUUUUCCAUAACCUUGGGACUUUGAAGGAUACCAUUGCUAAUGUGGUGGAUGGAUACUGCAUAGUCCUGGAGGAGAACAUAAAAACUGCUUUGGAUAUCAAAGUACUGACCCAACCAUCUCAAGCUGUUACAAGAGGUGGCCCUGGUAGAGCUGCUAUGCCAACACCUGGGAACACAGCAGCUUUUCGAGCCGCCCUCUGGACAAACAUGGAGAAACUCAUGGAUCAGAUCUGUGCUGCUUGCGGACAGGUGCAGCAUUUGCAGAAAGUAUUGAUGAAGAAAAGAGAUCCUGUGUCACACGUCUGCUUCAUAGAGGAAAUAGUUAAGGAUGGCCAGUCUGACAUUUUGUACAAAUUUUGGACUGCAGUGACUCACACACUUUCCUCUCAGUUCCAGUCAGCAACAGACUCCUCUAUGUUUUUAAAACAAGCUUUUGAAGGAGAAUACCCUAAAUUACUGAGGCUUUAUAAUGACUUGUGGAAGCGCCUGCAACAAUACAGUCAAAAUAUUCAGAGGAAUUUUAACACAAGUGGAACUGCUGAUCUCUUUGCUGAACUGCAACAAAUGGAAGAAGAUACACAGGACAUAUUCAUGCAGAAAACCCAAGAUUAUGAUCCAGAAAAAGCCUUGAAAGAUUCACUGCAACAGUAUGAAGCUGCUUAUUUGUCAAAAUCCUUAUCUCGACUCUUUGACCCUAUCAAUCUUGUCUUCCCUCCUGGAGGUCGGAAUCCACCCUCUUCUGACGAGCUUGACAGCAUCAUUAAAACUAUAGCCAGUGAGCUAAAUGUGGCUGCUGUUGAUCAAGACCUGAGUUUAGCUGUGGCAAAAAAUGUGGCAAAGACUGUUCAGCUCUAUGGUGUAAAGUCUGAGCAGCUUCUGUCUACUCAAGGAGAUGCCAGCCAGGUGAUCGGACCCCUCACAGAGGGACAGAGGAGGAAUGUAGCUGUAGUUAACUCGCUGUACAAACUGCACCAAUCAGUUCUGAAGGUCAUUACCAAUCAGAGCUCGUUUCCAGCAGCUGCUGAGCAAACAGUCACAACUGCCUUAAAGGCAGUCCAUGAUCUGAUGGGUAGUGCUGUUCAACCGUUACUGAACUCUGUAGGAGAUUCAGUAGAAGCUAUUAUCAUCACUAUGCACCAGGAAGAUUUUUCUGGAUCAUUAUCCGGCUCAGGAAAACCAGAUGUCCCUUGUUCUCUGUACAUGAAAGAACUACAGGGUUUUAUAGCAAGAGUCAUGAGCGACUACUUCAGACAUUUUGAGUGUUUUGACUUUGUCUUUGAUAACACUGAAGCCAUGGCUCAAAGAGCAAUUGAACUUUUCAUUCGCAAUGCCAGUCUAAUAAGGCCCCUUGGUGAAGGUGGGAAGAUGCGGCUUGCAGCAGAUUUUGCACAGAUGGAGUUAGCAGUAGCACCGCUGUGUCGGCGAGUCUCUGACCUAGGAAAAUGUUACAGGCAGCUGAGGUCGUUCAGACCACUGCUGUUCCAGACCAGUGAGCAUAUUGCCAGUAGCCCAGCUCUGGGAGAGGUUAUUCCAUUCAGCAUUGUUCUUCAGUUCUUAUUUACAAGAGCACCACCAGAGUUAAAAUCACCCUUUCAGAGAGCCGAGUGGUCCAUUGCCCGCUACUCCCAAUGGCUUGAUGAUCAUCCAUCUGAAAAAGACAGGCUUGCUCUCAUACGUGGUGCACUGGAAGCUUACGUUCAGUCAGUAAGAACAAGAGAAGGAAAGGAGUUUGCAACAGUCUAUCCCAUAAUGGUUCAGCUGCUGCAGAAAGCAAUGUCAACCCUUCAGUGAACAUACCUGGACAACUCUCUCAAACAGGGAAUGGACAGCAACACAGUCACGGGGCUUUGGUACCACAUCAGUACUUAGGGUUCAUGCAAAUUACUCCCAAGUACAUAAGCUUUACAAUUAAUGUGUUUACUUACUUCACUGGCGAAACCUCCAUCUUCUUGCUUUACGUUCGCAUUGUAGGAACUUAUUUAUACACAAAUAAGGAAAUUGUAUAAUUUUUAUGUGCUCUAAGUCUGCAUCUAAUAAAAUUGAAUCACUUCAGCAUUCCUUUUGAAUUUAGAAAGGUAUAAAAUUAGAACGUACUCAAAUAUUACAGUAUAAUUGCUGAAUAUCUCAAUAAGGAAGUAGCUCUUUUCCUAUAGUUUUAAACAGUUGGAUACAUUUUAGGCUUUUUGAGAAGACUAUUCUAGCCUUUCAAAAGUACUAUCAGUUCCCAUCUAAAAAUCACUGAUUUUAACACAAGGAAAAAUAUUUAUAAGUAAUGUAAAUGAUUCUCUAUUGCGCUUCUGUUUGCUUUGGAAUAACUUACAUUGAUUUCAGCUCUUCUUUUGUUUAAACUGUAAUAAAGAACAUUGACUAUCCAA